UUUCCCUCUCUCUCUCACUCUCUCUUCUUCCGUUUUCCUACUGUACAUCCCUCAUCCUCGUAAAACAAACCAUUCAUCAUCCCAUUCAUCAUGUUGGCUGCUCAAUCCAGAGUCUUUGCUCGCGCUGUCCUUACCCGCGCCACUUUGCGUCCUACUGCAGCUAUUGGCGUUCGUUUCUCCUCAGUGUGGUCUAACGUUCCCAUGGGCCCUCCUGAUGCUAUUCUUGGUGUCACCGAGGCUUUCAAGAAGGACACCAAUCCUAACAAAAUGAACCUUGGUGUCGGCGCCUACCGUGAUGAUGCUGGAAAGCCUUUCGUCUUGAAUUGUGUCCGCAAGGCUGAGGACAGGAUCAUGAAGGAUUUGCUUGACAAAGAAUAUGCCGGUAUUACUGGUGUUCCAGAAUUCAACAAGGGUGCUGCUCUUCUCGCCUACGGCGCAGAUAGCUCUCCCUUGAAGGAGGGUCGCAUUGCCAUUACGCAAACUAUCUCUGGUACUGGUGCUCUCCGUGUUGGAGGCGAGUUCCUUGCUAGAUGGUACCCCUCCAGCAAGAAGAUCUUUGUUCCAACUCCUACCUGGGGUAAUCACAUUCCAAUCUUUAAGGACUCUGGUUUGGAGGUUAACCAUUAUAAAUAUUUUGAUAAGAAGACCAAUGGCCUCGACUUCGAGGGUAUGGUCAACGACAUCAAGAAUGCCCCCAAGGGAUCGAUUAUUUUGCUACAUGCUUGCGCCCAUAAUCCUACUGGUGUUGAUCCGACCCAAGCUCAGUGGGAUGAACUCUCCAAGAUCAUCAAAGGUGCUGGUCACUUCCCUUUCUUCGAUAUGGCCUACCAAGGCUUUGCCUCUGGCAGCACUGACAAGGACGCUUAUGCUCUCCGCAAGUUUGUCCAGGAUGGUCACUUGCUCGCUCUCUCCCAAUCAUUUGCCAAGAACAUGGGUCUUUAUGGCGAGCGUACCGGAUCUUUUAGCUUGGUGACUUCCUCUCCAGAGGAAAAGGCUCGUGUCGACUCUCAGAUCAAAAUUGUUGUCCGUCCCAUGUAUUCUAAUCCCCCUGUUAACGGCGCCCGCAUUGUUGCCGCUGUUUUAAACAGUCCUGAGCUGAACGCUGAGUGGUUGAAGGAGGUCAAGGUCAUGGCUGACCGCAUUAUUACCAUGCGCACUCAGCUCAAGAACCAUCUUGUCAACGAUCACAAAUCUAAGCUCAACUGGGACCACAUUACCAACCAAAUUGGUAUGUUCUGCUAUACUGGCUUGACGCCAGAGCAGGUUGAAAAGUUGAAGAACGAGCACCACAUUUACUUGACCAAGGAUGGCCGUAUCUCUGUCGCUGGUAUUUCGAGCAAGAACGUUGCCUACCUUGCUAGAGCUAUUCAUGAGGUCACCAAGUAAUAGAUCUCUAUCUAUCGCUUCAUCAUAUCAAUCAUUUCUUCCACACAUCCUCCUGUCGUUUUACUUUUCCAUGUAGUUCAUUUAUUCAUAUAAGAUUAAAGAAAGAAAAAAAAAAAGGUC
Molecule: messenger RNA, 1506 nt
Organism: Lobosporangium transversale
Lineage: Eukaryota; Fungi; Mortierellomycota; Mortierellomycetes; Mortierellales; Mortierellaceae
Product: aspartate aminotransferase
Exons: 5
Coding region: 91-1386 (431 amino acids)
Biological process (GO): biosynthetic process; L-aspartate catabolic process
Cellular component (GO): mitochondrion
Molecular function (GO): pyridoxal phosphate binding; L-aspartate:2-oxoglutarate transaminase activity
Source: RefSeq, a predicted model, not a curated record